AUGUCGGAAGAUCAACCAAGCCCAACAACACGUUUGCUAAAGAUUAUGAAGAGGACUUUGCCUACUCAUGAUCAUUUUGAUUGGGAUGAGUUAAUGUACCAGUUCAGCACUGGAAAUAUUCACCAGCUCCUUUCCGAACAUCAAGACAUUGUGGACGAAUUUAUUGAAAUUUGGUCCUCAAGCACAGAUGAAAAUGUUUAUAUUCACUUUAUUGUGUGGGUGAUAUCUGUUCAUUCGUUUUUAAUCCACGGAUUUCCACUACAUGUUCAAGCAAGCAUCAUCCGAAUUUUGAUUAAGUCCAAAGACCACGAUUGGGAAACCUUACAAGGGCUUGUAAAAUUGCUUUUCAAUGACCCUUCUUCAUCGUAUCAAAUGAUAGAGUACUGCAACAAUUUGUACGCACAUGUAAAUACUCCUUCAUGGUUUUUAAUCCUGAAAAACAAUAAUGAUCUCAAGGCUAAGAUGAUUGGUACAUUUGAGCAGUUGUAUACCUUUGCUGUACAUCAUUUAAGGAAUCAUCACGAUAUUCAACAAUUAAUUCAUGCUUCCAUAAGAUUGUGUCAGUACUCAAUGGCACAAGAAUGUUUAGAGAAAUUUAUAUGUAUCAUUGAUCCUAAACGAGUGAUGGACUUGGCAUAUUGCCACCUGUGGUAUUGUGGCAUCAUUUAUGAAAGCAUAAGAAAUAAUGGCACGGAUGUUUGUAGAACUUUGUUUAAGGAAAUUGAUCUAUUUGUAACAGAAGUGCUAUCUGUUGAGAAUGGUCUUGUCAAUAUAGUUCAACCUAGAUAUACUCACGUGAAAAUACCCCAGAAUUUAAUUCAUUUAUAUGAGGACUCUCUGAUCCCACACCAUUUUGUAGCUUGCGAGAAACCAAUCCCAAAGAACUCGAUGGAGAAAAUUCUAAAACAUCUUCAUCAAAGUGCAUCUCUUUUUUUGAAAUCUGGACAUUUAGCCUUAUCGCGUCAAAUCUACCAGAGGAUGACAGAAUACUACAAUCAAUUGCCAAACGCUGAGAAUCAUCUGGAAAACCUUCACUCAGAAAUUUCUCUUCUCCAUUCCCAGCUGAGGUUGGGAGCUGAACUUUUAUUUAAAAACAACAGAUACUAUUUUGUGUCCGUUUUAAACAAAGGUGAGAGCGAAGCCACAUCGGUGAACGAGGAGUAUAUCUAUAGAGUUUAUCCCUUUGAGAACAUUGACAGAUUUAUUGAAAAGAGAAUACUUAAUGACUUUCCCUCUCAUCAAGUACUAACCGCAAGCAGUACCCAAUAUUCUGCUAAAACUGUAAAAAUUCUACCAGCUUUUGAGGACAGUUCAAAAGGGUUUGUAGUGUAUGGCUAUAUACAAGAACGUGAUAUCGUUUUUCCAGAAGAUGACAAAAUAUUUGGCAUUUCUAAGCGAAUAUGCUUUAUCAAUAACAAUUUAGAAUUAAUGGGGAGCUACAUCCACUCCCCACUUUUAAUAGACAGAGCAAAAGUUGUUGGUUCAACCCUUAUAUUUGAAGCUACUAAUCAAAUGGAAGCAAAUUGCAUCUACAUGGAGCAUUUUCAAAAUAUAAUCAAGAGUUCCUGCCAAACACUUGCACAAAACAUUGUUAAUGGUGUGCCUCUUAAAACUUGCACGGUUUGCCAACAGCUAUUUGCGCUUGUUGGUAACUUGUUGUAUGACAUUUUAGAAGGGUCCAGAUUGCGCUAUGUUUUAGGAAUCCAACAAUGCAAACACUUGAUAUACUACUACAGAGCAAUUCAUAAGGAUGAGAUGGCAACUCGAAAACGAGAAAUAAGAAGAAAAUGGAUGAAAGAAUGUAAAGAAGCUCAAGAGUCUAAACAAGAGAUUCCUCCAGAGCCAAUCCUUACCAAUUUAAUUGAGCAUAAUGAGGAAUAUCUCAAGCUAAGGUCUACCUUUUCCGCCUUCUUGGAUAUUUUAAACAAUGCAUUUGUGUUUUUUAAGGAAGCAGUAGAGAAUGUAUAUUCCCAUCAUGAAGAGUUUUCCUCACAUCUUCAAAAGUUACAACUGGCAAGAUUACAAGCCCUAAGCCUUUUGAGCGAGCUUUCAAUAAUGGCCGAGUAA
Molecule: messenger RNA, 2067 nt
Organism: Naegleria fowleri
Lineage: Eukaryota; Heterolobosea; Eutetramitea; Acrasida; Naegleriidae
Exons: 1
Coding region: 1-2067 (688 amino acids)
Source: RefSeq, a predicted model, not a curated record